AUGUGUACAUGUGAUGCAGGAUAUACUGGACAUCAUUCUAUACACCUCACAACAGAAAGAAGUACACUAGCUUUUCUAACUACAACACACAGAAGUACACAAAAGAUACUCACUGCAACAUCAAAACUUUGUAUCGAUGAUCAAUUUUUCAACUGUCAGAAUCCAGUCAUAUGUAAAUCGGAAUUCAGAAACAAUUGUCCAUUAAGUUGUGGAAUAUGUGUUCCAGAGCCAACAACUACCAAGAAGCCUUGCAUUGAUAACAUAUUAUUGAAUUGCCAAGACCACAGUAUUUGUUCAUCAAAGUUAAGCCAACAUUGUCCUGCCACCUGUGGUAUUUGUGUUGUUUCUGCAACAACACAAAGCCAAGGUCACAGAAUCGUGCGUAAGCUUAUUUUGUUCAAUAAAUACACACAAUGUUGGCAUUGGAAAUUUUAA
Messenger RNA from Mytilus trossulus (common blue mussel), 435 nucleotides. RefSeq lists its product as uncharacterized. NCBI's taxonomy places the organism in Eukaryota, Metazoa, Mollusca, Bivalvia, Mytilida, Mytilidae. The transcript is spliced from 4 exons. The record is from RefSeq and is a predicted model, not a curated record. Bases 1 to 435 code for a protein of 144 amino acids.